AUGUCUCCCCGGUUUUUUCUGGGCAUGUCUACUGCUGGAGCGCGCAGCCUGUUCAAGGUCUAUGCGUUUGCAAGCCGACUGGAUCUAAAAGAAGGCAAAAGAAUCAAUGGACGGAAUUAUUCAUUUACAACGGUUUCACAAAUGAAUUUCAUCCACAUGGAUUGCCAUAUAACGGCUAUCAGAAUGGCUGGUUCUCGUGAUGAAUGGGCAAGCGCAUCGCUGCAUAAUGCCAACACAAAAUGUAAUGUCAUUGUACCAUUGUGGUCAACAAAAGUAAAAGAUUCCGAUAUGGAGCGCUCAUUCCAGAGGUAA
This is a messenger RNA of Gongylonema pulchrum, 312 nucleotides long. NCBI's taxonomy places the organism in Eukaryota, Metazoa, Nematoda, Chromadorea, Rhabditida, Gongylonematidae. The record is from the annotation of a GenBank genome assembly.